Molecule: messenger RNA, 1914 nt
Organism: Aspergillus chevalieri
Lineage: Eukaryota; Fungi; Ascomycota; Eurotiomycetes; Eurotiales; Aspergillaceae
Product: YdiU domain protein
Exons: 6
Coding region: 1-1914 (637 amino acids)
Source: RefSeq, a predicted model, not a curated record
AUGUCUUUGCGGAACACUCUUCGUCAAUCGUGGGUUUUCCAGAAUCGCCUAUGCCAUAUGGCUUCUCAUUUCUCCAGUAAAUCAGCGGGGUCAUCCCUCGCUGACCUUCCAAAGUCGAGUGUUUUCACCUCCAAGCUACCCCCUGAUCCUGCAUUCGAGACUCCGGCUUCAUCUCACAACGCACCUCGACAAACCCUUGGUCCCCGCUUGGUUAAAGGUGCCCUGUAUACCUUUGUUCGUCCCGAACCAGCGGAAGAGCCGGAAUUGCUGGGAAUCAGUCCCAGAGCCAUGGAGGACCUCGGACUACAAUCGGGUGAAGAGCAGACCGCCGAUUUUAGGGAGUUGGUUUCUGGUAACAAGUUCUACUGGGACGAAGAGAAAGGGGGCAUUUACCCUUGGGCGCAGUGCUAUGGAGGCUGGCAAUUUGGUGUUUGGGCGGGUCAACUCGGAGACGGGCGUGCGAUAAGCCUUUUUGAGAGCAUCAACCCUGAGACAAAGAUUCGUUAUGAGCUGCAGUUGAAAGGUGCCGGUAGAACACCCUACUCUCGCUUUGCUGAUGGACAGGCUGUGCUUCGGUCAAGUAUCCGUGAAUAUAUCGUAUCGGAAGCGCUUAAUGCUCUCGGCGUGCCCACCACUCGCGCCCUCUCCCUCACCUUGUUGCCAAAGUUAAAAGUCCUUCGGGAACGCAUUGAACCGGGGGCUAUCGUUGCUCGGUUUGCCGAAUCCUGGCUGAGAAUCGGGACCUUUGAUCUGCUGCAUGCGAGAGGGGAUCGGGACACAAUCAGAAAAGUUGCAACUUUUCUUGCCGAAGAUGUCUUCCAAGGAUGGGAAUCUCUUCCAGCAGCCGUGCCACUGGGGAAGGACCAAUCCACGGCAGCUGUGGAUAACCCAAGCAGAGGUGUUUCUCGUGAUGAAAUUCAGGAGCACCAAGGAGUGGAGGAAAACAGAUUCACACGACUAUAUCGAGAAAUUGCACGACGCAACGCGAAAACAGUGGCUGCCUGGCAAGCUUAUGGAUUCAUGAAUGGCGUGCUGAACACCGACAACACCUCGCUAUACGGCCUCUCGAUUGACUAUGGCCCAUUUGCUUUCAUGGACAAUUUUGAUCCUCAAUAUACACCGAAUCAUGAUGAUCAUUUCUUGAGAUAUUGUUACAAAAACCAGCCCAGUAUCAUAUGGUGGAACUUGGUGCGGCUUGGAGAGUGUUUGGGUGAACUUGUUGGGGCAGGCCGUGACGUUGAUAAAGAGGAUUUUGUCAAAGACGGAUUGACCGAGGAAUCUGCAGAGACCGCCGUUAAGCAUGCCGAAAAGCUCAUUGAACGAACAGGCGAAGAGUUCCGCACAGUGUUUUUGAACGAAUACAAGCGCUUGAUGAGUAGAAGACUAGGGCUGAAGACCCAGAAGGAAUCCGAUUUCCAAGAGCUUUUCUCUGAGAUGCUUGAUACCCUGGAGGCGCUGGAACUCGACUUCAAUCACUUCUUCAGACGACUCUCCAAGUUAUCGCUCGCCGAGAUAGAGACUGAAGAGGAUCGGAAAGCAGUAGCCUCGAUUUUCUUCCACACCGAAGGUUUUGGGGGCAUCGGGUACACCGAGGAUUCUGCCAAGGACCGCAUUGCAAAGUGGCUUAAUAGUUGGAGGUUGCGGAUUCUGGAGGACUGGGGCACUGACCACAAUGCGGAAAGACAGAGAGCCAUGGAAGCAGUCAAUCCAAAUUUCGUCGCCCGUGGAUGGAUCCUUGACGAAGUGAUUGAGCGUGUGGAACGCAAAGGGGACCGAGAGAUCUUGGGACGUGUCAUGCAAAUGGCAUUAAACCCCUUCGAAGAUGAGUGGGGCCUGGAUAAGGACGAGGAGGAACGAUUCUGCGGUGACGUGCCUCGAUUUAAGAGAGCGAUGAUGUGUAGCUGUAGCUCGUGA